Messenger RNA from Echinostoma caproni, 315 nucleotides. Lineage: Eukaryota; Metazoa; Platyhelminthes; Trematoda; Plagiorchiida; Echinostomatidae. The record is from the annotation of a GenBank genome assembly.
AUGUCACAGGAAUCGAUCGCAUACAGUCCGGCAGCGACACAGCACAAUCUGAAUCUGGUUAGCUACUGUCGCACAUCGGUGGCUGCGUUAUCCGGUUGCACAGCUGGUAUUCUAGGUUUAACAGGUCUGAUGGGUUUCCUGUUCUAUUUCCUUGCACAUGGCUUUCUAUCCUUGUUAUUGGUGAACAAAGCCGGGUCAUCGUGGAACAAGUAUUUUCUCCAACGCUCGAGUAUAACAUGCAACGGAAUCUGGGGUGAAUUGACCACAUACAUCUUGUUUUGGACUUUCAUUUACGGAAUGGUCCAUGUGUAUUGA